AUGCAUCUGUUUGCCGGCAAUGCUCGCUACACCCUGGGGCUGUCAUUUGUGGGCCUCCUGAGCUUGAUUGGCAUAACCCUUUACCGCCUCAUUGUCCGCUCCAAAAGACACAAAGACAUGCCACCUGGUCCUCCAACUGUGCCAAUCCUAGGAAAUGCUCACCAAAUCCCUCCGACGGGCAUGUACAAGCAAUUCCAGAUAUGGUCCAAGGAAUACGGACCCAUCUUCUCGCUCAAGCUGGGUUCCACAGAUGCCAUCGUGCUAUGCGAUCGGGAGGCGAUUCACGAAUUGUUGGAUAAGAAAGGGUCCAUCUACUCUGAGCGCCCGAGGAAUUAUGUUAUCCAUGAAGCCAGACAAUCUAGUCGAAUUUCACUCGGUGGCUCGGCGAACAGUAUGUGGAGGGACAAGCGACGUAUUCUCGCUCACAACCUGUCACCCAAGCAACUCGACGAAAAACACUACAGGGUCCAGGAAGCUGAAGCGGCGGUUCUCGUAAACGAUCUUUUGGACUCACCACAGCACUGUUUCUACCAUGUCCGGCGAUAUGCUGCAUCGGUAGCUACCGUUAUCGUCCACGGAUUUAGAGCUCCGAGAUUUGACUCUUUUUGGAGUAAAGUGUGCUGCGCUAUGAUGUCUGGCUGGUUGCAAGCGGGAUUUUCUAACAGAUCCGAGAUCAUGGAACCAGGGGCUAUCCCUCCUGUAGAUGAGUUCCCCAUUCUGAAAUUGAUUCCGGGGUUCUUGGCCCCCUGGAAGAGGAGAAUCUGGUUUUCACGCGACGAGAGCGACGAACUCUGGGCUCAUGCUCGAGACUUGAUUGACAAGAGAAGGAAACUAGGUGACGUACGCGAUUGCAUUGCCGACCAUCUCUUGGAAGAGUACGAGAAGAACGGCUGGCCGAUGUCGGAUUACGACUUCAGCCAUGUCCUGGGAGAGAUUGUCGAAGGCGGUGCCGACACCACGGCAAGUCAACUACUAACUUUAAUUCUGGCAUUCGCCAAACUCCCCAAAGUUCAAGAGAGAGCGCGAGAGGAGCUCGACAGAGUUUGUGGAACGCAGCGGAGCCCUGCCUGGGCCGAUUUUGUUGAUCUACCCUACAUCAAUGCCACUGCAAAGGAGGGAAUGAGGUGGCGUCCCGUGGCCCCGGUGGGCUUGAUGCAUCGCAACAGUGCAGACGACUGGUAUAAGGGCAUGUUCAUUCCAAAGAACAGUAUCAUCUUCAUGGGCACUUGGGCAAUCCACCACAACGGGUCGGAGUUCAAAGAUCCAGACAUCUUCAACCCUGAUAGGUACUUGGGUCACCCGAAACUAGCCAGCGAGUAUGCUGGUAGCCCGGACUGGGCGAAUCGAGAUAAGUUUCCAUCGCGCCACUCAGAGGAACAUAGUAUGCAUAUGGCAGAACGAAGUAUGUGGAGGAUUGCAGCAAAACUGCUGUGGGCGUUUGAGUUUUCCGAGCCGGUGGACCCGGUUACUGGAAACGUCAUUCCCCUGGAUGUCAAUGCCUACAACGACGGCCUCCUCAAGAUGCCUUUGCCAUACGAGGUCAACGUCAAGCCCAGGAGCCAGGCUCAUGUGGACACCCUCAAAAAGGAGCUUCAUGAUGCUCUCGUGUUUCUUGAGCGGUACAAUAAUUAA
Messenger RNA from Cladophialophora psammophila CBS 110553, 1632 nucleotides. RefSeq lists its product as uncharacterized. Gene Ontology annotation, molecular function: iron ion binding; oxidoreductase activity, acting on paired donors, with incorporation or reduction of molecular oxygen; heme binding. The transcript is spliced from 7 exons. NCBI's taxonomy places the organism in Eukaryota, Fungi, Ascomycota, Eurotiomycetes, Chaetothyriales, Herpotrichiellaceae. The record is from RefSeq and is a predicted model, not a curated record. Bases 1 to 1632 code for a protein of 543 amino acids.